This is a messenger RNA of Lathyrus sativus (Indian pea), 1548 nucleotides long. NCBI's taxonomy places the organism in Eukaryota, Viridiplantae, Streptophyta, Magnoliopsida, Fabales, Fabaceae. The record is from the annotation of a GenBank genome assembly.
AUGAGUAUACUUAAGUGCCUGGGUGCGUGCAGGAGUCAGCUCUAUGCUGCCAGAAACUAUCUUAAAGUGCUGGGUUUUCCCUCUUUUCACACAGCCCCAAACUCCUCUAUUGAACUUCACACUCAAGAGGAAGAAGUAGUGAUUGCUUUGGGAAGUAAUGUAGGUGAUAGACUACAUAACUUCAAGGAAGCCUUGAAAUUGAUGAGGAAGUCAGGCAUACACAUCACAAGACAUGCAAGUCUGUAUGAGACAGCACCAGCGUAUGUUACUGACCAACCUCACUUCCUCAACUCAGCAGUAAGAGCUGUUACUAAACUCGGGCCACAUGAAUUAUUGUCUGCACUCAAACGAAUCGAGAAGGGCAUGGGCCGUACUGACGGUAUAAGGUAUGGUCCAAGGCCAAUUGACUUAGACAUUUUGUUCUAUGGUAAAUUUAAAGUCAGAUCUGAUAUUCUCACAGUACCUCACGAAAGAAUUUGGGAACGACCGUUUGUCAUGGCCCCUUUGAUGGAUUUACUGGGAACAGCUAUUGACAGUGAUACAGUUGCUAGCUGGCAUUCAUUUUCAGGCCAUUCUGGUGGACUAAAUGCAUUAUGGGAAAAAUUAGGAGGGGAAUCCCUUAUUGGAGAGGAGGGUAUGUAUAGGGUAAUGCCUGUUGCUAAUGGUUUACUUGAUUGGUCGGGAAGAACAUUGGUCAUGGGGAUUCUUAAUUUGACUCCAGAUAGUUUCAGUGAUGGGGGGAAUUUUCAGUCUGUGAAGUCUGCUGUUUUGCAGGCUCGGUUAAUGAUAGCAGAGGGUGCUGAUAUAAUUGAUAUUGGUGCUCAGUCUACUCGGCCAAUGGCAUCAAGGAUCUCUGUCGAAGAAGAAUUAGGUAGAUUAAUCCCUGUCCUGGAAGCUGUAAUGUCAAUACCUGAGGUAGAAGGAAAACUCAUAUCUGUGGAUACUUUCUACUCUGAAGUUGCAUUAGAAGCAGUACGUAAAGGGGCUCAUAUUAUAAACGAUGUAUCUGCCGGAAAGUUAGAUGCAAGUAUGUUUAAGGUCAUGGCAGAGCUUGAUGUUCCAUAUGUCGCAAUGCACAUGAGGGGUGACCCGAGUACAAUGCAGGAUAGUGAAAACCUGAAAUAUGAUAACGUUUGCAAGGAUAUAUCAUCGGAAUUAUACUCGCGGGUUAGAGAGGCAGAAAUAUCGGGAAUCCCGGCAUGGAGGAUUAUUAUGGACCCUGGAAUUGGAUUCUCAAAGAAAACCGAAGACAAUUUAGAGGUACUCAUGGGAAUACCUGAUAUUAGAGAAGAGAUUUCAAAAAGAAGUUUGGCCAUCUCUCAUGCUCCUAUACUAAUUGGGCCCUCAAGGAAGCGAUUUUUAGGUGAAAUUUGCUCUCGCUCUUCUGCGGUCGAGAGGGACCCCGCUACCAUUGCUUCUGUCACCGCGGGCGUGUUGUGUGGUGCAAAUAUUGUUCGAGUGCAUAAUGUUAAAGAUAAUCUAGAUGCGGUGAAGCUUUGUGAUACAAUUCUGAAACAAAAAAGUUUUCCAAUGAAAUUUAAACAGUGA